This is a messenger RNA of Canis lupus familiaris (dog), 1985 nucleotides long. RefSeq names its product family with sequence similarity 118 member B (gene SIRAL1). NCBI's taxonomy places the organism in Eukaryota, Metazoa, Chordata, Mammalia, Carnivora, Canidae. The coding region runs from base 111 to 1166 and encodes 351 amino acids. The record is from RefSeq and is a predicted model, not a curated record. The transcript has 8 exons.
GGCGGGGGCGGGGCCUGGGGCAGUCACGUGGGGCGGUGCGCGCUGAGUGCGGCUGCGCCGGCCGGUAGCUGCAGCUGGAGCGGUGGCGUUUGGAGGAGACUCGAAACUGGAUGGCUUCUACAGGGAGCCAGGCCUCUGAUAUAGACAAGAUUCUUGGAUUCUUCAGUGAUGGCGCACCCCCCACCAAAAAGCCCAGGAAGCUGCUUCCAAGCUUAAAAACUAAGAAGCCCCGAGAACUUGUUCUGGUGAUCGGAACAGGCAUUAGUGCUGCGGUUGCACCUCAGGUUCCAGCCCUGAAAUCCUGGAAGGGCUUAAUUCAGGCCUUACUGGAUGCUGCCAUUGAUUUUGAUCUUCUAGAAGAUGAGGAGAGCAGAAAGUUUCAGAAAUGUCUCCAUGAAGACAAGAACCUUGUCCAUGUUGCCCAUGACCUUAUCCAGAAACUCUCACCUCGAACUAGUAAUGUUCGAUCCACAUUUUUCAAGGACUGUUUAUAUGAAGUAUUUGAUGACUUGGAGUCAAAGAUGGAAGAUUCUGGAAAACAGCUCCUUCAGUCAGUUCUCCACCUGAUGGAAAAUGGAGCCCUGGUAUUAACUACAAAUUUUGAUAAUCUCCUGGAACUGUACGCAGCAGAUCAGGGAAAGCAACUUGAAUCCCUUGACCUUACUGAUGAGAAAAAGGUUCUAGAGUGGGCUCAGGAGAAGCGGAAGCUGAGUGUCUUACACAUCCAUGGGGUCUACACCAAUCCUAGUGGCAUUGUCCUCCAUCCAGCAGGGUAUCAGAAUGUGCUCAGGAACACUGAAGUGAUGAGAGAGAUUCAGAAACUCUACGAAAACAAGUCGUUUCUUUUCCUGGGCUGCGGCUGGACUGUGGAUGACACCACUUUCCAAGCCCUUUUUCUGGAGGCUGUGAAGCAUAAAUCUGACUUAGAACAUUUCAUGUUGGUUCGGAGAGGAGACGUGGAUGAGUUCAAGAAGCUCCGAGAGAACAUGCUGGACAAAGGAAUUAAAGUUAUCUCCUAUGGAAAUGAAUAUGCUGAUCUCCCAGAAUAUUUCAAGCGCCUGACAUGUGAGAUCUCCACGCGGGGGAGAUCAGCAGGGAUGGUGAGAGAAGGUCAGCUAAAUGGCUCAUCAGCGGCACACAGUGAGAUAAGAGACUGUAGAACAUGAGAGGACUAGAGAAAUCAUCACCAUUAGACCAAGCUGUCAGGCCCGACUGUGGAGAAUAUUUAGCAAGUAAACUUACAAGAGCCCAACACAGCUCCAUGGAAGUACCAAAACCCAGAGGCUGAAGGUUGGCAGUAGAGUUGGGGGUCGGGGGGUGUUCCAGCUCAAUCCUUCAUGCCCACUGGUUCUUGAUCUUCUGCGGCCUAUUCCAGUUCAAGGAUCCCCCAGUGACAACGGGACCCAAUGCAGCCCCCCCAUCCCUGGGUUGGACAUGCCUGUGUCCACACAACACAUCAGUGUGACACCUCCACUGACUAUGGCUACAGCCCUGCAUGAAGGACUUGGGAGCUAGAUGCCGCGGGAUCACCAUGGCCCUUGUUGCUGUUUUGUACUCUAUACUUGGUUUUUCAAUUAAGCUUAAUGGCUUUUUUAAAACAUGACUUGAAGCUCUAGUUUUCUAGACCUUUUACAGUGUACAGUAUUUUACAUAACUGAGCUGUAUUAAAAGCUUGUUCAUUUACUUCCCAGGGCCCUGGCUCUACUUUUAGAGUCCCUUUAGAAAACUUGCAAAGGCACAAAAUGAGCCUAAUUUUUGUAACUCAAUUUAAAAGUUCUCUUUCACACUGAAGUGGGUGAUCUUACUCUCUAGACAAACAUUAUCAAUUCCUGUUUUACUUCCCUUCUUACCAUAAGGCCUAGAAGCAUAGUUAGUGUGAUGGGGGAAUCUUACUUUUUGAAUUGUAUAUAAAAUAACUCCGAGACGUAAAAGGCAAUUUACUUAUGAAAUUUAUUUUCUUAUAUAAAUUAUGUAUUUCUCUGGGC